AUGCCGAUCUUCACACGAGGGAAACGAGCCGAUAUUAUUGUAGCCUAUCAAAACGAUUUAGAUCAUGCGGAAGCCAAUUUCAAUAUGCGAUAUGAGUCCAACGCGUGUCCGAAAGAGGACAUCGCAAACUUCGCUCUCGAGGAGAUGGUCGCUGAGGGUGGUUUCGGUACCGUGUACAAGGCUCGCAAAAACGGAAAUAUCUACGCCAUAAAAAAGCAACCUAAAGGAAACCGCUGCGUCAGACUCAUAUGGGAGAAAAAGAUCACGUAUGCUUUCAAGAAUAUUUUCCUGGUGGAGCUCUUCGCUACGUGGAAAAACGAUUUGAAUACUUUCAUGAUCAUGGACUAUGCUCCCUACGGAGACCUGUAUGAUAUCGGAACCAUCCCUCAUCCGGAAUCAAGACUUAAAGUGCUUCUCGGUCAAGUCGUCUUGGGCCUCGAGUACAUACACUGCUGUAAUCUUAUCCAUCGAGAUUUGAAACCAGAUAAUAUCUUGGUCUUCGAAAAAGGACUCCUGAAACUAUGCGACUUCGGUGUCGCAGUGAGAGCGUCUUCGCGUCCCACAGGCACCGCUGGUACCCUCAGAUUCAUGGCACCAGAAAUGCACGGAGACAAGCCUUACACUUGUGCAGUGGAUUGGUGGGCUCUCGGGAUCAUGAUGUAUGAGCUACUGACCGAAAAAGACGCAAACCCCUUCUACGAUGACAGCGAAGGUUUGACACGAAAAGAGAUAAUCGACAGGGUCUGCCACAGAGAUCCCGAGGAGCUUAGGAAUCCUCCGACCUCCAACCCUGCAAGAGCAAUGGUGGCGCAACUCUUGUUCAAGGAUCCCAAUCAGAGGCUGGGCUUCGGUUUGGGUGGUUGUCAGGGGAUAAAAAAACAUGUGUGGUUUUCAGACAUCGAUUUCGAUGACCUAAUCGUUGAACAGGACUUCCCCGAGAUCGAACUGACUUCCCUAAUCGAGGGAGAGGAAGUGGACCCAUCCGAUUUCAAGAAUGAGGCUCCGCAUUCUCCGGGAACAGACCCAGAGGGUGACCCUUUCGCGGACUUUUGA
Messenger RNA from Galendromus occidentalis (western predatory mite), 1053 nucleotides. Its product is annotated as cAMP-dependent protein kinase catalytic subunit gamma-like. Bases 1 to 1053 code for a protein of 350 amino acids. The transcript has a single exon. The record is from RefSeq and is a predicted model, not a curated record. Gene Ontology annotation, biological process: intracellular signal transduction; peptidyl-serine phosphorylation. Gene Ontology annotation, molecular function: ATP binding; protein serine/threonine kinase activity. NCBI's taxonomy places the organism in Eukaryota, Metazoa, Arthropoda, Arachnida, Mesostigmata, Phytoseiidae.